GGAGGGAGAGACCGCCGCCAUGUCGUCGCGGCUUCCGCUUGCUUGCCCCUCACUGUCGGAAUGGGAUGAGGAGCCGGAGAAGAGCAGGUGGGGGGAGAAGGUCUCCGAAGCCGUACUGUCUCUGUAUCGCUCGCUCCCCAAGAAAGGGAAGCCUCAGGGCCGGGAAACCACUGUCGUCGCCGCUUUCCUCCUCUCCUCCCCAACCCAGGGUCUCGAGGUCGUGGCCCUGGGCACCGGGACCAAGUGCAUCGGGGGCUCCCUCUUGAGCCCUACGGGAGACGUCGUCAAUGACUCCCAUGCCGAGAUCAUCGCGCGUCGAUCGCUGCUGAGGUACUUCUAUGCUGAAAUUGAACGUCUUGAUCGCAUUCAUCAGACGAGUAGAGAUGAUGUGGGGUUUGCUGAUGCAUCAAAGUCAGCUUUUGGUUUGGAUACCAGUUGCUGCGGCCAGACGAAGUACAGGAUGAAUCCUGGAUGGGGAUUACAUUUGUAUAUCACCCAACUUCCUUGUGGAGUUUUUUCAUAUCCUACGCUACAACCACGUGAACUUCCAGUUCAAACAGAUCUAUCAGCCAAAAUUGGAGGUUCGUCAGGAAGUGCAGAAUCAAAUGGAUUUCAAAAUGGAAAGUCCCAAAUAAAGGAGAGUGAUCAUUUUCCAAGUGACUAUCCUCAGAUAUCAACAAUUGUCCAAAGGAAGCCUGGACGUGGUGAUACCACUUAUUCCAUGAGCUGCUUUAAUAAGAUAACCCGCUGGAAUGUUGUUGGAGUCCAAGGAGCUUUGCUUUUUCACAUUUUGCAACCAGUAUAUCUAUCUACCUUAACUGUGGGGUUUUCUCCUUGUGAUGGUCUUCAAAAGUCUGUAAAGACAAAUUAUCUUGAAAAAGCUAUUUAUGAUUGCAUGGAACGCCUGCAUAUUAAAUUGACAAAACCUUUUCAUUUGAACAAGCCAUGUAUUAUCGAGGCUCCUAUUCCGGCAGACAGGUUACAACAGUCAAACGGUGAUGAAACUAAUUUAACUUGCGGGUAUUCUAUCUGUUGGAAUAAAUCUGGGUUGUAUGAAGUUGUCUUGGGAACAACAGGGAGGAAACAAGGCACUUCUGCAAAAGGGGCGCUCUCUCCAUCCACCGAGUCAUCUUUAUGCAAGAGGAGGUUGUUGGAAGUUUUUGUGUCAUUGCAAUCCAGAUUAUCUUUGCAGCUUCAAUCUGCAGAAAUCUCUUAUCAUGGGCUGAAGGCUAUGGCUCAUGAAUACCAAUCUUCUCUCAAGAUGCUUAGAGAAAGUCCAGCUUUUAGCUCUUGGCAUUUGAAGCCUUCAAACCUUGAGAUGUUCGCUAUUUCUGGACAGUGAGGUUCGUCUGCAUCUAAACUGCCUUUUCUUUUAUGUACUCCGAAUCUCCCGAAAGAGAUGGUUCUCUAUGGAUCCAUGUGGUUGGUUCACCGAUCCUAUAUAUAGUUGGGACAUCACAGCUUCUUAUUGUAUUUAAUUUCUCAUCCUCGAAAAAAGUUGAUAAACAAACAGAAAGUUCUUUAUCCAUUGCUUGGUUGGAAAAAGAAUGAGCUGAAGUUUAUAGUCAUCAAAGCGAAUAUGAAACUUAUCAGAUUAAACGAGUUUGGAGGUUAUUAGGAACCUAAAAGUUCUUUGCAUUCUUG
Messenger RNA from Musa acuminata subsp. malaccensis (wild Malaysian banana), 1644 nucleotides. Its product is annotated as tRNA-specific adenosine deaminase TAD1. Gene Ontology annotation, cellular component: nucleolus; cytoplasm. The record is from RefSeq and is a predicted model, not a curated record. Gene Ontology annotation, molecular function: double-stranded RNA binding; tRNA-specific adenosine deaminase activity; double-stranded RNA adenosine deaminase activity. Lineage: Eukaryota; Viridiplantae; Streptophyta; Magnoliopsida; Zingiberales; Musaceae. Gene Ontology annotation, biological process: RNA processing; adenosine to inosine editing.